AUGCAGAUAACCAGCAAGGAUCCCACCAGCUGGCUCAAUGGGCCAUUGUUUCAAAAAGCGCUUUCCCAAUACACCGCCGAUCGAUCGCUUGAGGUGGAGGACGUUCAUCUGGCAGUGCAUGGUAAUGUAGCACAGCAGUACGCUAGUACGAUCUAUCGUGCGUGCGUGAGCUUCCGGAGCCGUGGAAAGACGGAAACAAUCAAAGUGAUCGUUAAGCUGAUCGCCUCGAAGGUGAACAGUUUGGCGGAUGAGCUGACGUUUGAUACCGAGCUGAAGGUGUACCGUGACUAUCUGACGAAGAUGAACGCGCUGCUCGGUGAAGGUGUGGAGACACCCUUUGGUCCAAGACUUAUUUAUUCUGCCAACGAACCAGUCCCGCAUCUGAUGCUGGAGGACUUGACGAGUCAUCAGUUUGUGCAUAGUAGCAAGCUGCUUGCGGUGGAUGAUGCUAAGGUCGUGCUGCUUAAAUUGGCUCAAUUUCACGCUACAUCGUACAGCUUGACCAACACUAGUGCGGCAAGCAAACUGGAUGCUCUAAACAAUGGGCUGUUCAAGCAGAAACCCUCCGAAGGUGUUCGGUUUAUGUUGGACAACUUUACCAUCUUUGCGGAGGAACUGUCGCACUGGGACGGUUACGACAAGUACGCGCAGCGAUUGAAAAAUCUUCAACCAACGUUCAUUGAACGAGGUGCCGCAAUAUACCGGGCUCGUGGAUUUGACUACAGUGUACUCAACCACGGAGAUUUCCAUUACAACAACAUGCUGUUCAAGUUCGGUUCCGAGCAACGUGUGCAGGAUGUAGUUUUCUACGAUUUCCAGCUUAGCUGCUGGACCACACCGGCAGUGGAUCUUCUUUACUUCCUUUACUUUAUCUGCAACCGUGAGACACGUGACACACAGCGGCACCAGUUGAUACAGCUGUACCAUCGGGAGUUUACGCGUACACUGGACACUGUCGGUUACAUGGGACGGGUUCCCAGCCUGCUCGAUAUAAACUGUGACCUACAGCGGGCAGGAUUUCUGGAGGUCGUUUUGGCGAUCUGUUUCAUACCAUUUUUGUUCGCCGACUACAACCAAAGCUUCAACGUGUACGGUAAUGAGGAGGAUGCGCGUGCCUACCGUCGUCAGUUGUACAACCAGGAAGAGUACCAGGAGAUAAUCAAACCACUGUUGCCAUAUUUUCUGUACAAAGGAUUCCUAGAGUAA
Anopheles maculipalpis is the source of this 1206-nucleotide messenger RNA. RefSeq lists its product as uncharacterized. The record is from RefSeq and is a predicted model, not a curated record. Bases 1 to 1206 code for a protein of 401 amino acids. The transcript is spliced from 4 exons. Lineage: Eukaryota; Metazoa; Arthropoda; Insecta; Diptera; Culicidae.